This is a messenger RNA of Striga asiatica, 2264 nucleotides long. NCBI's taxonomy places the organism in Eukaryota, Viridiplantae, Streptophyta, Magnoliopsida, Lamiales, Orobanchaceae. The record is from the annotation of a GenBank genome assembly.
UUUUUGUAGGGCUUUUUUUUUCUUUUUUUUUUUUUUUUUGGUGGCGUGGAGGUGAAUGGAAGCGGCUGUGGAGGUUGCUUUGCCUGUAUCGGUGGAUUCGAAGAGGCUCGUGGGAUCGGCCGAGGGUUUUGGAGGCGACGGUGGCUUAGUGGAUGAGGUACGGUGGCAGGCAGACGGCGCAUGCAGCUCCGGAGGUAAAAAUGAUAAUAUUCAUGCUGUCAACGUCUCAGCACCAGCAUUCUGGCGGAAUAUUGCUGAUCGUGAAGUUUGCAAGGAUAUCUGUCAUCCUUCCAGCUCGCACAAUGAUGAAGUUGUGAAGGAUUGUGGUUUUGGGAACUUAAAAUCCCAGCCGCUGAUACUAGAAGUAGAUGCUAAACCUCCACUGCCAAAAUCUGGUAAAAUAACAAGGAAAAAUAUUGGGUGCAAUAAGAGAUCAGGAAUGAUAACCAUGGAUGUUUCGAAGCCUAAACCUGGACCGUGUGAUGUAAAAAAUGGAACAUUUCCUGAUCUUGCUUCAUCAUCUGCAAGCUGCAAUGUUUCAGAAAAAAAUCAACUGGUCAAGCAAAAGAUCAGCUCCGCUAGCAGGCGUGGGGAUAGAAGAAAUAGUAAAGCUAAUUGCAAGAGUAGAGCUGAUUUAUUCUCCCUGAAGAAUGGAAUGGUUGGGUUUAAUCCAGCUGGUGGAGGAAAUAACUUUAUUGGACUAGGCGGUUUAAAAUCUGAUGUCUUUGACAUAACAAAGUAUGUUGACGAGCCGUCUUUGGAUAAGCUGCUACGUGGAAGCUAUAGUUGUCCCCUCAUCAAUGACAAAGAAAAAACUGCCUCAAAUUCAAAAAGUAACCUUUUGGAAACAGUUCGAAAUGCAUGCUCCAUUCUUCGAGCUCGAAAGGUCUCGCAGGAACAAAAUUCUGCCGAGGUUGAUGACAAUCUUGUCCAGAAGGAUUCAGCCAGCUUGGAUGCUGUUAUUUCUGCAGUAGGCCAAACUGAUGGCGGCAAAGGAGUCAAUUCCGCCGUAGAAAAGGUUCAGGAACCUGAUGACAAGACCAAAACCUCAGACACUGUUGAUACCCCACUAUAUAAACCCAGAGAUAUCUUGGCACGCCUGGCACUCCCAACGCCCAUGGAUUUGGACAUGUUGCUCUCUGAUGCAAGCAAAACCAUUUCAACAUCCAAAAAUAAUAAUGAUGCUCGUCUGGGCAAACCAGUUUCCCACCAAACGGGCCUGCCGCCUUUUCCUUGGUCCCAUGCUUUUUCGGGACAUAAUAAUAAGUUGAGUUCUGAUGCUGUUAAGUUGUCCGCAAGCCGCAUGAUAUGCCAAGGUCGAUGGGUAAGAGUUAAAAAUUGCACGGCUCUGCAGAAAGGUUGUGGGGAUUUACUGAAGAACUUUGAGUCACUGACAUUUGACCAAACUUUGGUUCCUACAGUAUCUGAACGCCCAGAAAAUGAAGCUGCUCCUAUUGAUGGGGUGUUUUCUGCUUCUGGUGCUUCCUCUCAUCCAAAGACUCCUACAGACGAGUAUUCUACUGAUGACGCUGCUCAAACACUCCUAGACAUGGCUGAUUACUCGAAGAAAAACCCCUUUGCAGCCGUUAACCUGCUGAGGAAACCUUCUCAGAUGGCCAUGAAGGCCAGCAAGUCCAAAUCAACCGAGAAGCCCGAAAAUUCUUUCCAAUCACUAAAACCGACAAUAAGACCACACAACCCCUUAAAAGCCCACUUUGAUGGAUUUUCUUCAAAGAAGCCCAAGUUAUCCACUGACUUAACUAACAGACCCUACAUCACUCAUGCCGAGUCCUCGAGGCUCGUGUCAGUCAAAUCGCCGCCUGGGAAGCUCCUUAGGGACAUGAUUGCAAAUACGGAUAGUUGUGGUACUAAUCUUGCAAAGAAAUCACACAUGUUGAAAACACCAAGGGGCGCGGACAGGCAAUCUGGUGGCAGUAAGCCUAAAUUGUGGAAGUCACCCUAUUGAGGUAAAAAAAAAAUUAAAAUAAAAUAAAGAAGGAUUGGAAUCAUUUGUUACAAACAUGUAUUCAAGGCACCGUUUUCUUUGCUCGUUAGCUUGUUUAGUUGAUUGAUUGUGUUGGUGCCGAGAUUGUGUAUGAGAAAAAUUGUUUAGGUUCUGUAUAUAUUUAUUACGUCACAUGUAAAAGCGAUGUUCGUGUAAUACUUUGCGUUGGGCUCAGGUUCGAUGCUGUAUCAAUAGUUUGUGCUGGUUCGGGAGGCCGGUGUUGAAUGUGCAUCUGGAUCUUCUUCUUCUUCUUCUUCUU